GUAACCAUGAUCAGCACCAAGAGGAUCGCUCAGCUGGCCAAGAAGUGGCAGACGGUGGCAGCGCUUGGGAGGAAGAAGCGCCUCACCUGGGGGCCGGCACCGGCAACAAAGGAUGUCGACAAGUGCUGCACCACCUCUGUGGCGAGCAAGGGCCACUGCGCGGUGUACACAGCCGACGGGGCACGGUUCGAGGUGCCAUUGGCAUGCCUCGGGACGACAGUCUUCGCGGAGCUCCUGCAGAUGUCCGAGGAGGAGUUUGGCUUCACGGGCGGCGACGGCAGGAUCACACUGCCCUGUGAUGCCAUGGUCAUGGAGUACGCCUUGUGCUUGCUGAGGAGGGGCGCCUCUGCGGAGCUGGAGAAGGCGUUCCUGAGCACCAUGGCAAUGCCGUGCCACUCUGCAAACCACGUGGCGCCGUAUGUGGCAGCUUGCUGUUAG
Molecule: messenger RNA, 438 nt
Organism: Sorghum bicolor (sorghum)
Lineage: Eukaryota; Viridiplantae; Streptophyta; Magnoliopsida; Poales; Poaceae
Product: auxin-responsive protein SAUR36
Exons: 1
Coding region: 7-438 (143 amino acids)
Biological process (GO): response to auxin
Source: RefSeq, a predicted model, not a curated record